GCACUCUUUUCAUGUCUAAAAUCUUUGAUGAUCAACGGUGUUGGUGGCUUUCGUUUUAGCUAAAACCGCUAUCGUUACUUUCACAGUUGAACUGCUGUCAUGGCUGUCAAAUUUUUUCGACGGAUUUGUUUACCGUUUAAGAAUAGUUAUAAUUUUGCAAAAAGCUAUUGCAUUCCGAAGUGUGAUCAUAAUUUCGUUUUGAGACGAUUCGUGGAACCGAAAUAUAUUUCAACUAGUUAUCGAAACAAAUUGCUACAAUAUAGUUCAUGCAUUUCAAAUUCUGUAAACAUGAGGUUAGGAAAAAUUGAUCCCAAUUCAUAUUCAGAACCUGAAAAAGUUGUUCUAAAGCAUGUUGAUCUUGAUUGGACUGUUGAUUUCAAAAAACAUGUUUUGAUUGCUACUGCAAUAUAUGAUUUUGUUAUAAUUGAAAAAUCACCAAAGGGUCUUUCAUCAAUCUUGCUCGAUGUAAGAGAUAUUAAAAUAACCGAUGUAUUUUGUAUUUGUUCUGGGACGGAGAUCCCUGUAAAUUUUUUCGUUGGAGAUCAUGUAGAAGAUAUUGGGGCCAAAUUGACAAUAGAAUUGCCACAAGGAAGUGAAGAAGCACUCAAAUUAAAAAUUGUUUAUGAAACUUCAUCAAAUGCCAGUGCUCUUCAAUGGUUAACACCUGAACAAACCUUAGGAAAAAAGCAUCCAUAUCUGUUUUCUCAAUGUCAAGCUAUUCAUGCAAGAUCAAUUCUGCCAUGUCAAGAUACACCAUCAGUUAAAUUUACUUAUCGAGCAAAACUAACUUAUCCAGAGGAACUCAACGCUCUAAUGAGUGCAAUUCGUGUGAGCAAUGAAAAGGGAGUUGCAGAAUUCCAACAAACGGUACCCAUUCCUGCAUAUUUAUUAGCAAUUGCAAUUGGGAAUUUAGUUUGUCGCAAAAUAGGGCCUAUAUCACAUGUAUGGGCUGAAGAGGGAAUAAUUGAAGCUUGUGCCUUUGAAUUUUCUGAAACCUCAGAAUUUCUUAACAAAGCGGAGGAAAUUUGUGGACCUUACGUAUGGAAGCAAUAUGAUUUAUUGGUAAUGCCGCCCAGUUUUCCAUUUGGUGGCAUGGAGAAUCCGUGUUUAACGUUUGUUACUCCUACGUUAUUAGCUGGUGAUAAAUCUUUAGCAGAUGUUGUUGCUCAUGAAAUUGCCCACAGUUGGACUGGAAAUUUGGUAACUAAUAAGAAUUUUGAACAUUUCUGGCUGAAUGAAGGAUUUACUGUUUUCAUUGAAGCAAAAAUAGUUGGCCGGAUGAAAGGUGAUAAAGAGCGUGAUUUUCAUUCAAUAAGAAAUCUAACUGAAUUGAAAGAAUGUAUUCGAACUCAGUUGAAAGAUACUCCACAACUCACAAAAUUGGUAGUGGAUCUUUCUAAUUUAGGGCCAGAUGAUGCAUUUUCUUCGGUUCCUUAUAUUAAAGGUUCGACUUUUCUUAGGUAUAUGGAGGAUAUACUAGGUGGUCCUGACGUUUUUGAGCCGUUCUUACGAUCUUAUUUUGAAACAUUCAAAUACAAAUCCGUUUUAACUGGGGACUUCAAAGCGUAUAUGUAUGAUUAUUUUGGAGAAAGAAAUAUGGACAACAAACUUGAAAAAAUUGAUUGGGAUCUGUGGUUAUAUGGCGAAGGUAUGCCACCUUUUCUGCCAAAAUUAGACGAUUCUCUAGCAAUUGUUUCAUCAAAUCUUUCUGAGUUAUGGAGUUUACACAAUUGUGAUGAUAUCAAGCUUUCCCCACAAUUGCUAGAAAAAAUAACAUCUCAACAAAUAAUUGACUUUUUGGGAAAAUUAAUUGAAUGUUCAAAUAUUGUUGAACUAAAUGAAGAAAAAAUUCUUUUAUUGGAACGCACGUACAAUUUAAAAUCUAAUAGAAACUCUGAGGUAAAAUUCAGGUUUUUGCGCUUAUGUAUUCGUGCCAAAUUAAUGGAUCGCAUGGAUGAAAUAAUUGCUUUCGCUAAUAGCAAUUUUAGAAUGAAGUUUGUACGUCCAAUUUAUCGGGACUUAGCAAAUUGGCCCGAAGCUAAACCUAUUGCUAUUGAAAAUUUCAACCGUGUUAAAGAUCAAAUGAUGACUGUUUGUUCCACACAAGUCGCUCGAGAUUUAGGUCUUAAAUAAUUUCAGAAAUCAAAAAAAUACUAAAAACUUUUUCAUAAAGGAUAACAACUUCGAUCGCUUUAAUUUUUUACUAUAUUGAAGGGCAACACUUCUUGGUUAUGCAACAAAAUUUUCUGUAUUGGUUGUAAACUCUUUUGUUUUGCAAUCGCUUAAAGUUUUGAAAUGAAAAUCGUUUUGAUCUUUGCUUAAGCUGGAUAUUUAACGUCAUCAAGGUUGGAAGAAAAUAUUUCUAGCGAAUUUGCUCACAGUAUUAAAGUACCUUCUAAAUGUAAACAUUUAGUUUUCCACUUUUUGAAAUUACAAACUUUAGCUUUUAUUUGAUAGAUCAUACUUUAUUUCAUUCUCAUGUGUUUAUAUACCUAUUUUAAAAUAUAUCGAUGUAUUUAAAUGUUUAAAUGCAGGGCUAACACAUUUAACCGAGUUUAUAGCCAAUUGUGUAAGGUGAUUAUUUAAAAUAUUUCCUUGUGUGCCCAGGGAAGUACGUCACAUAACAUGCUAAAAAAUUUGGCGACAUCGAAGCUGCUCUCUUUGUAAAAAUAUUAAUUACUAAUAAUCGUAAAAUUUUAAUGUCAAUUGCCUGAUAAUGUUAAAAAUUUUUUUUUAAAUCAUUGUGAAUUUACAUAUGUAUUCAUAUAUGGACAUAUGCACUUUGUUAAUCAUUUGUUAUUUUUGCAUUAUAACUUUUUCUAAGACUAAAAUAAACUAAUUUUUAA
Condylostylus longicornis is the source of this 2846-nucleotide messenger RNA. RefSeq names its product leukotriene A-4 hydrolase-like. The record is from RefSeq and is a predicted model, not a curated record. Gene Ontology annotation, biological process: peptide catabolic process; proteolysis. NCBI's taxonomy places the organism in Eukaryota, Metazoa, Arthropoda, Insecta, Diptera, Dolichopodidae. Gene Ontology annotation, cellular component: cytosol. Gene Ontology annotation, molecular function: aminopeptidase activity; zinc ion binding; metallopeptidase activity. Bases 100 to 2133 code for a protein of 677 amino acids. The transcript is spliced from 8 exons.